AUGUGGUACUUGAGUUGGCAGAGUACCAGCUCGAGGAAUUUCGGGUUGGAUUUCGUGCCCACCUUCCUUGUGUGGUUCUUGGGCUGGUACUAUUUGGACAGAUGGGUCACUGGCACGAGGAGCUUCAAGUUCGGUUUCACGUCCGCCUUCGUUCGGUGCUACUUGAACAGGUACUAUUUGGACAGAUGGGUCACUGGCACGAGGAGUUUCAGGUUGGAUUUCACGUCCACCUUCUUUAGGUGCUACUUGGACAGAUGGGUCACUGGUACGAGGAGCUUCAGGUUGGGUUUCACGUCCGUCUUCGUUAGGUGCUACUUGAACAAGUACUAUUUGGACAGAUGGGUCACUGGCACGAGGAGCUUCAGGUUGGAUUUCACGUCCACCUUCUUUAGGUGCUACUUGGACAAAUGGGUCACUGGUACGAGGAGCUUCAGGUACUAUUUGGACAGAUGGGUCACUGGCACGAGGAGUUUCAGGUUGGAUUUCACGUCCACCUUCUUUAGGUGCUACUUGGACAGAUGGGUCACUGGUACGAGGAGCUUCAGGUACUAUUUGGACAGAUGGGUCACUGGCACGAGGAGCUUCAGGUUGGAUUUCACGUCCACCUUCUUUAGGUGCUACUUGGACAGAUGGGUCACUGGUACGAGGAGCUUCAGGUACUAUUUGGACAGAUGGGUCACUGGCACGAGGAGCUUCAGGUUGGAUUUCACGUCCACCUUCUUUGGGUGCUACUUGGACAGAUGGGUCACUGGUACGAGGAGCUUCAGGUACUAUUUGGACAGAUGGGUCGCUGGCACGAGGAGCUUCAGGUUGGAUUUCACGUCCACCUUCUUUAGGUGCUACUUGGACAGAUGGGUCACUGGUACGAGGAGCUUCAGGUUGGGUUUCACGUCCGUCUUCGUUAGGUGCUACUUGAACAAGUGA
Molecule: messenger RNA, 924 nt
Organism: Ixodes scapularis (black-legged tick)
Lineage: Eukaryota; Metazoa; Arthropoda; Arachnida; Ixodida; Ixodidae
Exons: 8
Coding region: 1-924 (307 amino acids)
Source: RefSeq, a predicted model, not a curated record